Molecule: messenger RNA, 1624 nt
Organism: Camelina sativa (false flax)
Lineage: Eukaryota; Viridiplantae; Streptophyta; Magnoliopsida; Brassicales; Brassicaceae
Product: glycosyltransferase BC10-like
Cellular component (GO): membrane
Molecular function (GO): glycosyltransferase activity
Source: RefSeq, a predicted model, not a curated record
UCUAGUUGCCGUAUGUGGUGUAUAGGACGGCUUUGGAAACCUAACCUUCUCUGACCUACGGAGCCUUCGCUUUUUAAAAACUUCAAAGUCGAAUUUACCGAAAUUGGUCGCCGCUCUACUAGCCGAACGAUCAACCUUUAUAAUCCCAAGCUUGGUAAGGUCUUCAGACCAUUGUGAUCUCAUCUUCCAACGAUUCAGGGUGUUUACUCCCUGGGUUUUACAGAAGCAGAACCGUAACGCUAUAUAACAAGACGCCUAUUCUUUAAUAUCUAGUAUAAGGAUGCAGAGUAGGGUUUUUCAGUUGGAAGAAGGUAAAGAGAUUAUUGUAGUUACUGGCGGCCGGACAGGACUAAACAAGGUGUCUCCUUCCAAGUUGCUUCCUCUGCUAGGAUUUUUUCUAGCGUUUACUAUUAUUUUCUUAUUCAUUAGUGUAUCCACAAUCAAGUAUUAUGGUAUCAAAAGUGUAGUGACCUCAGUCACUUCGAGUAUUGUGCCUUGCAACGAGAGAAGAAAUGAUUUGGAUAAAUGGAUUAAACGUCCUGCGGUUCUCAUGCAUAAUAUGAGCGAUGAAGAGCUUCUUUGGCGCGCGUCUAUCACGCCUCAUAGAAAAGAGUAUCCGUUUAAUAGGGUGCCCAAAAUCGCGUUUAUGUUCUUGACAAUGGGUCCUUUGCCGCUUGCACCGCUUUGGGAAAGGUUAUUAAAGGGUCAUGAAAAGUAUUACUCAGUGUACAUCCAUUCACAAGUGUCUUCUUCAGCCAUGUUUUCAGCUUCCUCUGUUUUCUAUCGUAGGCAUAUACCAAGUCAGGUUGCAGAAUGGGGAAGAAUGACAAUGUGCGAUGCGGAGAGGCGGCUUCUUGCAAAUGCGUUGCUCGAUAUCUCAAACGAAUGGUUUAUUCUCCUCUCCGAGUCAUGCAUUCCCGUCUUCAACUUCACGACUAUCUACCAGUACAUAACCAAAUCAAAGCACAGCUUUAUGGGUUCAUUUGAUGAUCCAAGUCCCUAUGGCCGUGGCCGCUACCAUGGAAAAAUGUCCCCUGAAGUUACCAUAGACCAAUGGAGAAAAGGGUCUCAAUGGUUUGAGAUUAACCGGGAGCUUGCGGUUUCCGUUGUCAAAGAUAUCUUGUAUUACCCUAAAUUCAAAGAGUUUUGUACUCCCGCCUGUUAUGUGGACGAACACUAUUUUCCAACAAUGUUGACAAUUGAGAAACCAGCGGCCUUGGCCAACCGAAGUGUGACUUGGGUCGAUUGGUCGAGAGGUGGUGCCCACCCGGCUACAUUUGGAGCACAAGACAUCAAUGAGGAGUUCUUUUCAAGGAUCCUCAAAAGUGAUAACUGCACCUACAAUGGUCGCUACACGUCCAUGUGUUCUCUCUUUGCUAGAAAGUUUUCUCCUAGUGCUUUGGAGGCUUUAAUGCAAAUUGCUCCCAAGAUUCUGAGUUCUUGAGUACGCAAUGUCACUAACAAAACUCAUGAAAUGUAUGUGUAACUAACUAACUAAGAUGAAUCAUAGCUAGUAAGCAGAGAUUGAAGGUUAGUUUUGGUGGGAGGAGAGACCAUUAAAUUCGACGUGUAUUUCGGCGAAGUUAUAACUAUGUAUGAUCUUUGGUGAUAUAAAUCUCGAGAA